Penicillium angulare is the source of this 426-nucleotide messenger RNA. RefSeq lists its product as uncharacterized. The coding region runs from base 1 to 426 and encodes 141 amino acids. The transcript has 2 exons. The record is from RefSeq and is a predicted model, not a curated record. Lineage: Eukaryota; Fungi; Ascomycota; Eurotiomycetes; Eurotiales; Aspergillaceae.
AUGGUCAUUAUACACUCCCAUGGCCCCUCUAAUAACUUCAAAGCUGACAGGGCUCGUCUACCUUCUGGUGUUUACGCGUCGCACUGCCUUUGCACCCAUAUCCCAGACCACGGCUAUCUAUCCUCACCAUCAUCAGACCCAUUGGAAAGAAAUCCUGAACAAUCCCCAUGCUGGCUCAUUCUUCGUGCUUCCGGGGUUCGUAAUGCUGCUCGGUACCAUGCUAACAAUAUGGCUGGGGCACCUCUGCUUCAUUCACCUGAAAACUACAUUCGUCGUCUCUUUCGAGCACGUCGACCACAUUUCACCGAGCGCGAGGUUCCUCCAGUAUCAGAAGUGGAAAACGCGUGGGAGUCACCAUCUCAACUGCCGACUGCUCAGCAAGGUGUGGGCUUGGUGUGGGCGCCUCCUCCGCCAUAUACAAGGUAG